AUGAAAGGAUGGAGUGACGGCUGUAAUCAUCCUGUCCGGACCAGAUGCCUGAGGGUCCAAGGGCCCUGUGGGCCUAGGACCAUUCGGCGGCAGCUGGCAGCACCUGGUGCUUCAGUUCGGUCCCUGCCCCCGAGUUGCGCCCCUGCACAGGGCGCCGCCCGAGCGUCUUGUCCGUGGAAUUUCAACCGAGCCAAGGAGUCCCCGGAACAGGACCCGCCCGGACCCGCCCCCCGCCCCCGGACCUCCGGUCGCCAGCAAAACCUGGAGUUGCAGCGCUCUCCCGGCACCGUUGGGACGGCGGGGAGUAAACUGGGCAUGCUCGGAGCCGGGCGGGGCCCGAGAGCCCGGGAGGCGGAGCCUCCUGGCGGGGCGCAGGACACCUCCCGCGGAGCUCAGCUGGCCUCUCAGCCCCUCAGUUCCCGCCCUCAGUUAGGGUGGGGUCUGGGGGCAUUUUUUGUUUUCAAAGCCCAGUGGGAAAGCUGGGAAUUCAUAAUCCGCGAAAGACGUUCUUCGUCCUCUCCCAGCCGCUGUGUGACCUGGGGUAUCACUGAUGCUGUGAUGAAUGGGACUACGGACAAGAGCAGCUUCUUAAAGGAGCACAGAGCAUAGGUUACUUGACAAGUCACGGCUGUAAGUAUGACCAGGGCCUGACAAUGUAUAGCUUGCUCCAAAGAAACAGCUGUAAGUCAAGAACUCUUACUCCUGUUUUGGAAAUGCAUGUGGCUGAGGAAUGGAAGAGAAAAGAAGAGCUUUGGGUGAGGAUGAACGAGAAGUUAAAGUCCUUUCAGUGACCUUCAGAUCAAGAGUCAUGCUUUCCUGACACAGCUGGUCACAAAACGGCCAGAGAAAGAAGAUGGGGAACUGCAACAACCCAGGCCUCGACUGAGUUGCAUUCAGGAAAAGGCGGUCAUCUGAAACCUCUCCUAGCUUGGCUGACCAUUUCAUCCCUGAGACGCUGGAAACCUGAUCUGGGCCCGGCAGAAAACCGUGCUCCCACCCCCUGGUGACAUUUCAAGAACGGGGGACGCUGUUCAGCCUGCCCUGUGCUCUGGUGACCUUCUAGCGUUGCAUGGAUGACACAUCACAGGAUUUCCUCAACUGCGCUCUGGCGUCCUGCUAGGAUGUCUUUCUCAUUUUUUCCAUGGUACACAUAGUCACUGCAUCACAGUCCAAACAAACUAUCCAGCGAUGCCUCUGUAAACAUGAGUCACAUGUGAAGUUAAAGAAAUCUGUGUUUGGUUAGAGACAGCAGAGCUCCUAAGGUGUAUCAGCUUUGCAUACAAGGUAUGGGUUGAGGAGAGUCGUCUGAUUUCCUGCCAAGAUGCCCGAAUGGUGCUUGGGGAUUGACUUCGUGUCGCAGUCACCACAGCUGACACAGACGCCGCUCUUCUUCAUCCUAAAACUCCCCUUCCAAGGUGAAGUUCUCCAGCUUCUGUCUGAGAAAACAUUACUCUGUCUCCAUUUUUCUCACCUCUGUGAGCUUCUCUCAGUUUGGUCUUUGUUGCCACCACCUUGUCCAGCCUUGGUCAUCCCAGUCCAAGCCCAAGCACAAACCUUGUUCUCGUUUCCCCUUGAAGAAUGAAGGCCACCCAUAUCAACCUCCUGAAAUGACUCAUUCUCUCAUCUCUGCCUGUUGAAAUCCUGUCCAUCCUUAACCGGUUUGCAGGGCAGAAAUAGAGACACAGAUGUAGAGAACAAACGUAUGGACACCAAGAGGGGAAAGUGGCGGGGGUGUGUGUGUGAUGAACUGGGAGAUGGGGAUUGACAUAUAUACACUAAUAUGUAUAAAAUGGAUAACUAAUAAGAACCUGCUGUAUAAAAAAAUAAAUUAAAAAAAAAAAAAGAAA
Molecule: messenger RNA, 1847 nt
Organism: Orcinus orca (killer whale)
Lineage: Eukaryota; Metazoa; Chordata; Mammalia; Artiodactyla; Delphinidae
Exons: 3
Coding region: 1-609 (202 amino acids)
Source: RefSeq, a predicted model, not a curated record